AUGGCGGCAGUGGAGCACCAUCAUUCCUCAGGGUUGCCCUACUGGCCCUACCUCAUGGCUGAAACUUUAAGAAAAAGGAUGGGCCACAAGCCAACUCCUCCACCUCAGUGUGAUCUGAGAGGUCAACCACAUCCAUCAGUUAAAGGGUGUCUGAGACUGCUGACUCUUUCUCGACUACAGUGUCUACUAGGACCUCAACCACAUUCAACAACUGAUGAUUUUCUGAGAAGAGAGACACCUCAAGACGAGUGUGCCCUGGGACCUGAACCACUUCCUCGAGCUGAUGAUUUUCUGAGACUCAAGACACCUCCCGAGGGUCUUUUCAUACCAAUUUCCCCUUUUCCAGUUGAUGAUUCUCUGAGCCUGAAGACACCUCCCGAGUGUCUUCUGGUACCCCUUCCACCUUCUCCAGUUGAUGAUUUUCUGAGACCACAAACACCUCCCGUCCAGUGUCACCUGAGACCUGUACCAUUUCAUCAAGCUGAUGAUAUCAGGAGACUCAAGAAACCUCCUGACUGUUUUUUCACACCCCUUCCACCUUCUCCAGUUGAUGAUUCUCUGAGCCUGAAGACACCUCCCGAGUGUCUUGUGGUACCUCUUCCACCUUCUGCAGUUGAUGAUUUUCUCACACCAAAAACACCUCAACUACAGUGUCACCUGAGACCUGUACCAUUUCAUCGAGCUGAUGAUAUUAGGAGACUCAAGAAACCUCCUGACUGUUUUUUCACACCCCUUCCACCUUCUCCAGUUGAUGAUUCUCUGAGGCUGCAGACACCUCCUGAGUGUCUUCUGGUACCCCUUACACCUUCUCCAGUUGAUGAUUUUCUCACACCACAGGCACCUCCCAUCGAGCGUCGCCUGGGACCUGUAGCAUUUCCUCGAGCUGAUGAUUUUAGGAGACCCAAGGAACCUCCCGAGUGCUUUUUCGCACCCCUUCCACGUUCUCCAGUUGAUGAUUCUGUGAGCCUGAAGACACCUCCCAAGUGUCUUCUGGUAUGCCUUCCACCUUCUCCAGUUGAUGAUUUUCUCACACCACAGGCACCUCCCAUCGAGCGUCGUCACCUGGGACCUGUAGCAUUUCCUCAAGCUGAUGAUUUUAGGAGACCCAAGGAACCUCCCGACUGUUUUUUCACACCACUUCCACCUUCUGCAGUUGAUGAUUCUCUGAGCCUCAAGACACGUCCCGAGUGUCUUCUGGUACCCCUUCCACCUUCUCCAGUUGAUGAUUUUCUGAGACCACAAACACCUCCCGUCCAGUGUCACCUGAGACCUGUACCAUUUCAUCGAGCUGAUGAUAUCCGGAGACUCAAGAAACCUCCUGACUGUUUUUUUGCACCCCUUCCUCCUUCUCCAGUUGAUGAUUCUCUGAGCCUGAAGACACCUCCCGAGUGUCUUCUGGUACCCCUUCCACCUUCUCCAGUUGAUGAUUUUCUCACACCACAGGCACCUCCCAUCAAGCGUCAUCACCUGGGACCUGUAGCAUUUCCUCGAGCUGAUGAUUUUAGGAGACCCAAGGAACCUCCCAACUGUUUUUUCUUAUCACUUCCACCUUCUCCAGUUGAUGAUUCUCUGAGCCUGAAGACACCUCCCGAGUGUCUUCUGCUACCCCUUCCACCUUCUCCAGUUGAUGAUUUUCUCACAUCAGAGGAACCUCCCAUCAAGCGUUGUCGCCUGGGACCUGUAGCAUUUCCUCGAGGUGAUGAUAUCAGGAGACUCAAGAAACCUCCUGACUUUUUUUUUGCACCCCUUGCACCUUCUCCAGUUGAUGAUUCUCUGAGCCUGAAGACACCUCCCGAGUGUCUUCUGGUACCCCUUCCACCUUCUCCAGUUGAUGAUUUUCUCACACCACCAGCACCUCCCAUCAAGCGUCAUCACCUGGGACCUGUAGCAUUUCCUCAAGCUGAGGAUUUUAGGAGACCCAAGGAACCUCCCGACUGUUUUUUCUUACCCCUUCCACCUUCUCCAGUUGAUGAUUUUCUCACAUCAGAGGAACCUCCCAUCAAGCGUUGUCGCCUGGGACCUGUAGCAUUUCCUCGAGGUGAUGAUAUCAGGAGACUCAAGAAACCUCCUGACUUUUUUUUUGCACCCCUUGCACCUUCUCCAGUUGAUGAUUCUCUGAGCCUGAAGACACCUCCCGAGUGUCUUCUGGUACCCCUUCCACCUUCUCCAGUUGAUGAUUUUCUCACACCACCAGCACCUCCCAUCAAGCGUCAUCACCUGGGACCUGUAGCAUUUCCUCGAGCUGAGGAUUUUAGGAGACCCAAGGAACCUCCCGACUGUUUUUUCUUACCCCUUCCACCUUCUCCAGUUGAUGAUUUUCUCACAUCAGAGGAACCUCCCAUCAAGCGUUGUCGCCUGGGACCUGUAGCAUUUCCUCGAGCUGAUGAUAUCAGGAGACUCAAGAAACCUCCUGACUGUUUUUUCGCACCCCUUCCACCUUCUCCAGUUGAUGAUUCUCUGAGCCUGAAGCCACCUCACGAGUGUCUUCUGGUACCCCUUCCACCUUCUCCAGUUGAUGAUUUUCUCACACCACCGGCACCUCCCAUCAAGCGUCGUCACCUGGGACCUGUAGCAUUUCCUCAAGCUGAUGAUUUUAGGAGACCCAAGGAACCUCCUGACUGUUUUUUCUUACCCCUUCCACCUUCUCCAGUUGACGAUUUUCUCACAUCACAGGAACCUCCCAUCAAGCGUUGUCGCCUGGGACCUGUAGCAUUUCCUCGAGCUGAUGAUAUCAGGAGACUCAAGAAACCUCCUGACUGUUUUUCUGCACCCCUUCCACCUUCUCCAGUUGAUGAUUCUCUGAGCCUGAAGAAACCUCCCAAGUGUCUUGUGGUACCUCUUCCACCUUCUGCAGUUGAUGAUUUUCUCACACCAAAAACACCUCAACUACAGUGUCACCUGAGACCUGUACCAUUUCAUCGAGCUGAUGAUAUUAGGAGACUCAAGAAACCUCCUGACUGUUUUUUUGCACCCCUUCCACCUUCUCCAGUUGAUGAUUCUCUGAGCCUGAAGACACCUCCCGAGUGUCUUCUGGUACCCCUUCCACCUUCUCCAGUUGAUGAUUUUCUCACACCACAGGCACCUCCCAUCGAGCGUCGCCUGGGACCUGUAGCAUUUCCUCGAGCUGAUGAUUUUAGGAGACCCAAGGAACCUCCCGAGUGUUUUUUCGCACCCCUUCCACCUUCUGCAGUUGAUGAUUCUCUGAGCCUGAAGACACCUCCCGAGUGUCUUCUGGUACCCCUUCCACCUUCUCCAGUUGAUGAUUUUCUCACACCACAGGCACCUCCCAUCGAGCGUCGCCUGGGACCUGUAGCAUUUCCUCGAGCUGAUGAUUUUAGGAGACCCAAGGAACCUCCCGAGUGUUUUUUUGCACCCCUUCCACCUUCUGCAGUUGAUGAUUCUGUGAGCCUGAAGACACCUCCCGAGUGUCUUCUGGUACCUGUUCCACCUUCUCCAGUUGAUGAUUCUCUGAGUCCACAAACACCUCCCGUCCAGUGUCACCUGAGACCUGUACCAUUUCAUCGAGCUGAUGAUAUCAGGAGACUCAAGAAACCUCCUGACUGUUUUGACCGUUUUUUGUUUUGUUUGCUUUUGUGUUUGUUUUUUGUUUUAUUUUUAUUGUGUUGGAGGAAGGCGUCUGUUAUGUUGUUGAUUCUAUUUAUUCAUCAUUUUUGCAACACAUAAAUUCAUUUAAGUAUUGAUUGUGCACCUAUCAUAUGAUAAGCAUUUUUUCAUCACUCCCCCUCUUCCAGAACCCUAAGCUUUUCUCACUGUUAGAACUGCUAGUUUAUUUGUAUUUCAGUCACUUUGACUAUAAACUCCUUGAGUGUAGGUGCUUAGAUUUUUUUCACUGCUUAGCCCCCAAUGCCUGUAUAGAGUAAGCUCUUUUUUUUUUUUUUUUUUGUACCAAAUGCCCAAUGGCCAAUUUAUUCUGUUUCAAUAACAACUAGGCAUCAUUUUCAAAGGGCCAUAUACUGACAACAGACUGCCCAGAAAUUAUCUCCCUGUAGGAAAACUACAGAAGACAAGUUCUUAGACUUUUAAUGCCCAUUACAGUAGCCAUUAAUGACAGGUGACUACCGAGCCUUGAAAUGCGAUAGUCCAAAUUUAGAUGUGCUAUAAGCUUAAAUUAUACACCACAUGUCAAAGCCAUAAGACCAAAAACUGUAAAAGAGUCUAGUAAUUUUAUAUUUAUUAUAUAUUGAAAUGAUAUUUGGUAUUUUAGAUAUAUUGAGUUAAAUAAAAGUUAAAUUCA
This is a messenger RNA of Pongo pygmaeus (Bornean orangutan), 4255 nucleotides long. Its product is annotated as nuclear pore complex-interacting protein family member B13-like. The record is from RefSeq and is a predicted model, not a curated record. Lineage: Eukaryota; Metazoa; Chordata; Mammalia; Primates; Hominidae. The transcript has a single exon. The coding region runs from base 1 to 3684 and encodes 1227 amino acids.